AUGACCAUCCACGUCGAGGGUCUGGUGGCCAUUGUAGUUUUUUAUCUGGUGAUUCUCUUUGUGGGCAUUUGGGCAGCGUGGAAAAACAAGAAUUCAGGCGUAGGUGAUGGUGGCGACCGGAGCGAGAGCAUCAUGGUUGGUGGCCGGGACAUUGGCUUGUUUGUGGGUGUAUUCACAAUGACUGCUACUUGGGUGGGUGGGGGCUACAUCAACGGGACAGCUGAGAAUGUCUAUUUACCUGAUUAUGGCUUGGCUUGGGCCCAAGCACCCUUUGGAUAUGCUCUCAGCCUGGUACUAGGUGGUCUUUUCUUUGCCAAGCCCAUGCGAUCUCGUGGCUAUGUCACUAUGCUGGAUCCUUUUCAACAGCUCUAUGGCAAGAGGAUGGGGGGGUUGCUUUUUAUCCCUGCUGUUAUGGGUGAAAUCUUCUGGUCUGCUGCCAUUUUAUCUGCCCUGGGAGCCACCUUGAGUGUGAUCGUGGACAUAAACAUCAACAUGUCAGUGGUGAUCUCAGCUCUGAUUGCUAUCUUCUACACUCUUGUGGGAGGACUCUACUCAGUUGCCUACACUGAUGUAGUGCAACUCUUCUGCAUCUUUGUGGGUUUGUGGAUCAGUGUGCCUUUUGCGUUAUCCAAUCCUGCCGUGUCAGACAUCAUCGUGACAGCCAGGGAGGCAAUCCACCAGUCACCCUGGCUGGGGAAGGUUGAUCCUGCUGACAAAUGGCUCUGGGCAGAUAAUUUCUGUUUGCUGAUGUUGGGGGGGAUUCCCUGGCAGGUCUAUUUUCAACGGGUUCUUUCUGCCUCUUCAGCUACCUACGCCCAGGUCCUUUCCUUCCUCGCUGCCUUUGGUUGUUUGGUCAUGGCUGUUCCUUCUAUCCUCAUAGGAGCAAUAGGGGCAUCCACUGACUGGAACCAGACAUCAUAUGGGGCCCUCCCUCCAAAAGAUCGGGAUGAAUCCGACAUGAUUCUUCCCAUUGUGCUUCAGCACCUCUGCCCACCUUACAUCUCCUUCUUUGGACUGGGAGCUGUAUCGGCUGCAGUCAUGUCAUCUGCAGAUUCCUCCAUUCUCUCUGCCAGCUCCAUGUUUGCCAGGAAUAUCUAUCAACUUGCCUUUCGACAGUCGGCAUCGGAUCGUGAGAUCGUCUGGGUGAUGCGUCUCACAAUCUUCGUUUUCGGAGCCCUCGCCACUGCCAUGGCUUUGUUAACAGGAACAGUGUACGGGCUGUGGUACCUGAGCUCGGACCUUGUCUACGUCAUUGUCUUUCCCCAACUUCUCAGUGUCCUUUUCGUCAAAGGAACCAAUACCUAUGGCUCGGUGGCUGCCUAUGUCUUUGGUCUUUUGCUACGAAUUGGCGGAGGAGAACCCUAUUUAAAACUUCCGCCAUUCAUUUAUUAUCCUGGAUGGGUGAUCCAGGAGAAAGUCCACCACCUCUCUGGUGAUGUAGAGCAUUUUGUCCAGCAGAGAUUCCCAUUCAAGACAAUGUCCAUGGUGGCAUCCUUUUUGGCAAACGUGGUAUUUUCCUACUUGACAAAGUACCUAUUUGAAAGUGGUACGCUGUCACACAAAUAUGACUUCUUCGAUGCUGUGGUCUCUAAGCACAGCAAGGAGAUCAUGGACAAGGCCACACUGGUAAGCCAUGAUAAUAUCAUUCUCUCAGAGAUGGCGCCUGUCAAACAAGCACUGGGUGCAUCCCUGGCGGCAACCUUCACCAAUAGAGAGGUCCUAAGUAAUGAUGAAGUGUCAAGUCCUGAGGAGUUUCAAAAUGAAAACUAG
Molecule: messenger RNA, 1770 nt
Organism: Nerophis lumbriciformis (worm pipefish)
Lineage: Eukaryota; Metazoa; Chordata; Actinopteri; Syngnathiformes; Syngnathidae
Source: RefSeq, a predicted model, not a curated record